This is a messenger RNA of Miscanthus lutarioriparius, 1563 nucleotides long. The record is from the annotation of a GenBank genome assembly. NCBI's taxonomy places the organism in Eukaryota, Viridiplantae, Streptophyta, Magnoliopsida, Poales, Poaceae.
AUGUCCACGGGCGCGGGCGGAGGCGUGCGAGGACGGCGCCGGCGGACGUGGCGCUUGUACUGGUGCUACGUGUGCGGCCGCGCGGUGCGCGCCGUCUCGUACCCGACCUCGGACGUCUUCUGCCCGCGCUGCUUCGGCCGCUUCCUGCACGAGAUCGACCUGCCCGCGCCGCGGCCUGUGGUCCCGCCGGCCGACCAGUUCUUCCAGCCGCCGUUCCUCCCGCACGACGGGCCCCGCCGCAGGGUCAUAUACACCGGCGACGCCAGGGACCCCACGGCCGACGCGGACACGCAGCUCCCUCGCCGCCCCCGGCGCGUCCCGUCCCCGCCGCCAGCGCUGGCGACACGGCGCCCGGACGAGGACUACGGCGUCGACGCGCCACCGCCACCUCCCGUCGUCGGCUGGGACGAGUUCUUCAUCGGGCCUAACCUGAACGCGCUCAUCGAGCGACUCACGCAGGACGACCGCCCCGGGCUGCCGCCAGCGCCAGAGUCAGCCAUCGACUCGCUCCCCACGGCCGACGCGGACACGCCGCUCCCUCGCCGCCCCCGGCGUGUCCCGUCCCCGCCGCCAGCGCUGGCGACACGGCGCCCGGACGAGGACUACGGCGUCGACGCGCCACCGCCACCUCCCGUCGUCGGCUGGGACGAGUUCUUCAUCGGGGCUAACCUGAACGCGCUCAUCGAGCGACUCACGCAGGACGACCGCCCCGGGCCGCCGCCGGCGCCAGAGUCAGCCAUCGACUCGCUCCCCACGGUGCAGGUCUCCCCAGCGCACCUGUUGGACGGCUCGCAGUGCCCCGUGUGCAAGGAGGAGUUCGAGCUCGGGGAGGCCGCGCGGGAGCUGCCGUGCAAGCACGCGUACCACACCGACUGCAUCGUGCCGUGGCUCCGGCUCCACAAUUCGUGCCCGGUCUGCCGACAGGAGCUGCCGCAGCAGCCGGCGGAUGGGGCACAGGAUGGCGGCGGCCGCGAAGAAGGAAGUGGCGAGACGGAGGCGCCGGCGCCGGGGCCCGUGGAUCACAAUGCUGAUGCUGAAUUCUUAAACAAGCCUCUUGCACACUUUUCUGAGAUGCAAACAAUCUUUGGAAACAGCAUGGCUACAGGAAGGUUCGCCGAGGAUUCGAAUUCUGCAUUAGGUACAGAAGAUGCUAAUAAUGAAAAUGAAGACAUGGCUGCAAAUGUCGGGGGUGAGAUGAAUGGACAAGGUGGGAGUGAGAUGAAUGCAAAUGGUGAGAGUGAUGCCACUACAUUGCCUACUAAUCAUGGGGCUACUUCAUCGGGCAGCAAGACAAAGAAAGCAAAAGUUAGUGUAGAUGAAGAAGAGGGACUGAUUGCUGCGAUCAAUCGUGUUGGUGACAGACUUGUAGUUGCAGAAGCUAUAGAAAAGGCCACUGCUCCACCCCCGCCAGCCCCCAGCAAUGAAUUACCAGAAGAUCUAUUUGAUAUGUUGGUUGGCCUUCCAGGUUUUGAGGCCACACACAUAUCUGUGUACUUCCAACAUCUGGUGGCCAACCCAGGCAUUGGAAGGCAUUCUACAAGCUUCCAUUUGAUCAUAAGUUAA